This is a messenger RNA of Temnothorax curvispinosus, 3709 nucleotides long. RefSeq lists its product as uncharacterized. Gene Ontology annotation, cellular component: membrane; neuron projection. The transcript is spliced from 5 exons. Bases 1109 to 1837 code for a protein of 242 amino acids. The record is from RefSeq and is a predicted model, not a curated record. Lineage: Eukaryota; Metazoa; Arthropoda; Insecta; Hymenoptera; Formicidae. Gene Ontology annotation, biological process: G protein-coupled receptor signaling pathway.
AACCCACGUUUCAGUCCGUCGCGUGUGUUGCUACGGCUCGUAUAGCGGCACUCCACUCUCCUGCCGCCGUCGCAGUGCUCUCUCGGUGAUCUCGGUUAUCUCGGACGGGGAAAGGGUAACCGUGAGAUGCCGUGAUGCCGUGAGAGAGAGAAGAGCGCACGCGAGGAGUCACGCGUACAUACGUGACCGAGGAGGACCGGAGGGGCGGUGGUGCGCGAGUCCCACGCGAUCGUCCCGCCGAGGGGGCGAGAUGACGUCUCGACGGAGCGCCGCGCGACCUCGUCGCUCGUCGCGGAUCGCCGCUCCUCGCGCGUAAACCCAAAUUCCGCUCGUGAAAUUCCCGCCCGACCGCCCGGCGCCCGCGACGUCGAUAUCGGAUCUCGUCCGAGAUCUCGUCCCGCGCGUCCCGGUACGUUUCCGUCGAAACGACGAGAUACGCGAUACGAUCGGAGUUCAGGCUCGCGGAAACUGCAGUUUGUACGUGGCUGAAACUCGUCCCGCGAGACAGCUUCCGCGGGGAGAAAUUUCUUACCCGCGUCGAUAUCCGGUCCCGAGAUUGGAAUUUAAAUUCUUACGAGAGCGAGAGAAAGAAAUCUCGCCGUAGACUCGACCCGCGCGCGGAAUCGAAGGAUGCACGUGAUCCUAUUUAACGCUACAUCCGAUUAGAAUAUGUCGCGUAAGUCUUUAAAAAGCAAACGAGGGGAAAAGGUCGAGCACGCUGCAGCGACUACACCGCUCCGGUGGCGGCCGAGAGAUGACUAUGCCACUGGCGAGAGAGAGAGAACGAUAAGCCUAUUAUCAGCCAGCUUUAAGUGAAGCGGGAUUGAUCGCGUAAAAAUAACCGGCGCGCGGUACAAAAAAAAAAAGAGGAUCACGUGGCGGGAAUGCGCACGAGGUGCACUUUGCGACGGCGACUAUAUAUCGGUGCGCGGUACGCGAUCGUCAAGACCGUGUGUGAAAAACCCCCCCGUGGGUGACUUCCGGUCCGGGAGGGGUUCCGCGGGAGCCGCGUGCCUCGCUCGCCGCGCCGGAAAUGCUCGCGGGAAAUGAUCGCCGUUGUGCCGGGUGAUAUGACGAUUGGCGAGCAAAUUGUCCGUAACAAGACUGGAUGAUGACGGAUUCCCCGACACCAUCGACCAGUAGACAUCACGACGACAAAUCCGACAAGCCCGAGAGAUCCGAUAAGACGGUGUUGCUGCAAAUCCAGGACAUAAACAGCCAGGUAGCGCAGUUCCGAGAUUUGCUCAUUAACAUCGGACAGCCGCGCGACUGUCCGGAGCUGCGCGAAAAAAUACGGAAGCUGCGCCGCAGCUGCGUGGAGGCCUGCAAGAGCACAUCUCAACUGGUGCUGCCGCACGUCAAAAGCGCCAUUGACGUUGGGAUACCAGUCGACAGUCCAAAUCUGGUGCUGCUGUUUUACGUGGCUCAACUCUUCUUACGCGAACUGCACAAGAGUAAAAACCUCAUACAAAUCAUACCCAUGGAUAUGUCCGGUUAUUACGAGAGCCGCGCCGGUCCCUCGUAUAUCGGCAAUGUGGUCUCGCAGAUCCUCCUGUGCAAACAGAUUAGACCGGACUUCAACGAGGAGGAGCUGUGCAGCAUCCGAAAGGACUCGGAAGAGAUCGGCCAGCUGAUAGCGGAGCUACAAGAAUUUAUGCCCCAAUCCGAAGCUGACACGGAGAAGCCCGUGGCCCUUCACAAUCCUGGGAACAAAAUCAAUCGGAACAACGGAACACGGAGGAUGCACCGAUGGAGCAGCAACAGAGACCGACAAUCGUCCUACUUCCGCAACGGUUUCAGAUUUCUCUGCUGCGCUGCGAGCACUAAUUACGUUUAACGUACAUAUAAAUUCAUCUCGACUCAUUAAAACGUAAUAUAGUUGCGAUUAUGUGAAUAAUUAAUGCGCACCCGAUAUAUUUUCGCAGUGAUUUCAAACCGCUAAAUCCCCUAAAAUAAAGUUAGCAGGAAUCGAUUACGGCGCUUGGGCUCGUAAACGACGUAAACGAAUCGCGGUGGAAAGUCGUCCCGUUUAUAUGAAGUGUCCUGAAAGAGGCGUGUAAUAGUUUGGCGAUUUAUUUUCGUAGGAACUCAGGAGUCGCUUUCGACGAAACUUUAAUAUAUCGCGCGCGCCUUCGCCCACCGUAAUUUCUUAACUAGCUUCCGCGCCAUUAAUACACGUCUCUCUUGGGAUCACUUUUUGUGAAAGACAACGGAUAAAGAACGUCGCAACGAUAACGUCGGGACGUCGCGUCGGGAGACACACUUCGAGGCCUAAUCGAAAGGCCUAAAGACCUGUCCCGCUCGAUGAUAAUACCCUUGGAACAAAUUUUUAACGCACGUGUACAGCCGGUGACAAUCAAAGUAGCAGCUCGAGACGUCGAUAAAAUUAUAUUAAACAAAUCGCGCCGCGACGGAUACGGGUAAAGAAAAAAGAGGGGAGGGGGGAAUUUCAGCACCUUUCACGUCUCUCAGCAAGAAUUCUAGUGGCACUCGAUACUGCUCCCAUUUUUUUGGACGUCCUUCUAGCCUCUCCUAAGAACUUCCCCAUUAAAUUUCCAACUCGCGGACAAAAGGGCCGCUGCCGCCGCCGCCGCCGCCGCCGCCGCGCCGGUGUCGAGGAGCCCCUUUAUUCAAGUCCACUCCACAAAUCUCGUCUCAUCAAUCCCGCUCUCGGCUCUACCGAUUGCUCGGAUAUCCUAAUUCCGUAUUUUGCCCCAAAUUCGUAUCUUCAAUUUUCUCGUCUCGCGUUUUAGAUCUAUCGUUCGUGUCAAAUUUAAUCGAGGAUCGUUAAUCAAAACUAGCUUGUAUAAUCUCCGGUUUAUCCGGGGUCCCAAAAGAUCCCCGGACAUCUAGAAGACGAGCGCAUUUCGAAUAUAUCGUCAGAUUUAAUCGCGUCUGUGUCGUGUCAAAGCGAGUAGAUUGUAACGUUGUGGAGCAAUUAUAAUAUCCUAGCGUAUUUACAAGUGAGUGGACCAACCUCGAUCUAUUUAUAAUGCGCGACCGGCGCGCACGCAUUGUAGCCCUAGGUACGCGCGUUUCGCAUCUCGCAUAUAUACAUAUAUAUGUAUAUAGAGAUCGUCUACAAAGCAAUACGUAGGAGUUACACACGCAGAGAAGCGUUGCGCCAAGAUAUAUGCAUAUAUAUAUAUAUAUAUAUAUAUAUACAUAUAUAUUUAUAUGCAUAUGUGUAUGUGUAUGAACGAAUAUAGACUUAUUGUUAGCCGCGCACGCCCGUUCAUACAGAAAAGUACACAGCCGGAAGCACUAUCGUUAUCUCGUGACUUUAACCCUAAACAGUAUCGUUAAACACGUCAUUGAAGAAAAAUAAAAGAGAAAAAAAAGUAAAAGAGGAAGAUCAGCCGAUUAGUUUCGUUCCGGAAGGUUGCUUUUCGUGCUUCGAUUCGUAAUGAUAAAUCCAUGACGCGAUACCGCGGUGCAAAAGGGAUAUUUUUGUAUUUCCACAAACGCAAACAGAGCGUUACUAUUUCGGGUUAAUAAUCGAUGCUGCGUGCGACCAGCCGGCGCGGCGCGGGCGUCUGUGAAGAAAGAAAGAGAAAACGAAGAAGAAAGAAGAGAUCGAUACUCAUGAGAGCGUCAAACAGCCGUACAUACAUACUUUUACGACCGCAAUAAUAUAAUCAAUAAUCGUAAAAGAUACGAGAUAUUUUGUUACUUUCCCUUUUUAUCCGAGCGUUCUCUGACAUAAUUU